Molecule: messenger RNA, 2013 nt
Organism: Colletotrichum siamense
Lineage: Eukaryota; Fungi; Ascomycota; Sordariomycetes; Glomerellales; Glomerellaceae
Gene: sor3-0
Product: Sorbicillinoid biosynthetic cluster transcription factor sor3
Exons: 5
Coding region: 1-2013 (670 amino acids)
Biological process (GO): positive regulation of transcription from RNA polymerase II promoter by galactose; DNA-templated transcription
Cellular component (GO): nucleus
Molecular function (GO): zinc ion binding; RNA polymerase II cis-regulatory region sequence-specific DNA binding; DNA-binding transcription factor activity, RNA polymerase II-specific
Source: RefSeq, a predicted model, not a curated record
AUGUACUCGGUGCAGGUGCCGCCCCGAAAGCGCCGGAAGACACAGCUCGCAUGCAACCCGUGUCGGGCUCGAAAGUCCGGCUGCGACGGGACGCGUCCGGUGUGCACGGCGUGCCAGAAAAAGGGGAUGCAGCAGCAGUGCACCUAUCAGGAGUCGGUGCUGCACGCAUCUUCGAGGCCGACAAUCUCAGAAAUACAAAAGAGGUUGGAGAGACUUGAGGGAUCGCCUCUUCCCCAGACAUCUGUACCUCCGAGUGGCAGUGCGCCUUUGCCGGAUUCCGGAGCUUCCGGAGUUUCCGGAAUCGCUCCGGCUCGGUCAAUUGGUAUCGGAGUUGAGACUGGUCUUGGCGACACAGGCCCGGGACUCCGGCCAAGGGUUGUUGAAGGCAUGCCGGCAAGCCAUCAUCAACGGAAUGGAUCGACGUCCCACAACGAGGAUGAGACCAUCUACGGCCCCUCUUCAAACAUAUCAUUUCUCCGACAAGUCACUCUUGCCGCGGAUGCGCAGAAGCCAGAUGACUCGGGCCCAAACGGUCCCGGAAACGAGACCGAGAGCACGCCUAACGUCCUUGGCUUCUCUACAGUCCAACCAAAGAGCCCGGACCCCCUCCCUGAGCCGGUGAUGCUGCCCGAAAGAUGGCUCGCAGACAGCUUGAUGGAGUCCUUCUGGGAGUUCGUGCACCCGGUCUUCCCAAUUCUGCACAAGCCGUCCUUCAUUGCAUCAUACGAAGCCCUUUGGAAGCCAACAAAAGAUCGAAACCAUAAGCGGGGUUUCAAAGAUGUUGUGUUCCACUCGACUCUAAGCAUUGUGCUUGCGCUGGGAUCGCAACGAACCGAUCAGGUGUCAGCAGCAGAGCAGGCGAACCUCGCUGACAAGUUCUACAAGCAGUCUGUGAAGCUCGUAUCGGUAGACACCCUCGACCACUCUUCAUUGCAAGUCGUUCAGUUGCUGCUUCUGAGAGGCGUCUACCUGCACUAUACAUCGCUUACUGCAACUACAUUCGGGCGAUCCGUCUUAUUGUCGAGACAGUAUUCGACACCGGCUCCAGCCAUAAUUGAUGACGAGUACUUAUCAGACACUACCGAAGGCACCCAAGUAGCAGGAAGACCGUCGUAUCUGGCUUGCUUCGUGCACUCUCUAGCCCUAUUCGACGUUCUGAAAGAAAUUCUAGCCAAAUUUUACGGCGAAGGGGACUGUUCUUCAGACCUGAAGUCGCGAUCUCUCAGCGACGUACUUCAGCUCUCGGCAAAGCUAGACGAGUUGAACGACGCGUUUCCAGUCUAUCUCAGAGAAGGUGCGAGCCUGCCCCAGUAUGAUGAGAGUCUCAAAGGAAGCUUGCAGAUGCAGGCGAAUAUCCUGAAGUCAAGAGUCCUUUGGAUUAGACUUCUGCUCCUGCGCCCUUUGCUCUUAGUAGAAGCCAAGCAGACCGCCCAGUCCAGGAGAGAUCUGCCCAAUUCAUCAGCGCUGAGCGAGAGCUUUGGCCAUGCUGCAAACACCCUCUGUGUCUCUACAGCCCAUGGCGUCCUCCAAGAAAUGUACGAAAAGCUGGGUAGUGUGCGCCAAAAUUCAGCAUGGCACGUAUUGCUAUUCACCUUCGCUGCAGCAUCCACUUUGGUUGUAGCCACUUUAUGCCCUGAUCUUAAUAUCAGCUUUGACACCGAACCGACAAAGACAUCGUGGGAUCGCGCGCUUCGGAUAUUCGAUUUUCACAAGAAACAUGUGACGUCAGCUACAAGGGGCAUUGAGGUUCUGCAACGCUUCCAGAACUCGGUUGCUGCUGUGUCAAGACAGGAUGCACCAGCGGGUUCAAAUGCGACUGUUUCUCAGACUUCCCAACCUGAGGGGCUUCAAGAGCAGACCCAGGGUGACUUACAGCUGCCUUUCAGCUCCAUGCCUGGCAUGAGUCAAACACCAAUGGCUCAGGACUUUGGCGACUUCCUCAGUUCGGACCUCCUCAAUGAGAGUUGGUUCAAUAUGCAGGGCAUAGAUUUUGGCAACUGGUCAAGCUUCUAA